This is a messenger RNA of Arabis nemorensis, 402 nucleotides long. The record is from the annotation of a GenBank genome assembly. Lineage: Eukaryota; Viridiplantae; Streptophyta; Magnoliopsida; Brassicales; Brassicaceae.
AUGGCUUAUAAAGGAUCGAUUUAUGAUGCUGGUUCGACUUUUGAAUCUUAUGGUGUUCCUCAUGGAUCUUCUGGUUGUAUUGUACCAGAGAGUCACAAGAAGUUCUUGACCAAUAUGGUAUGGGUCCAUGAAGAGGACAAUGUUUGUACAGAAAGCAAGAAAUGGCUAAAGCAGUGUAAGUUGAUUGCGGUACAUGCUGGUUUGGAGAAAGGGAAUAGUGUAGACGAACAACUCAAGCAUUUGAGAACUAAAGACACAAGUAUCCCAAAAGUACCAUAUCUCAGUGGUCUGGAAAACGUUUGGGACAUCCCACAGGAACUAGAUGAUAAACAGACUGUUGUAGUGAGUGGUCGGUCACCUUGGGAAACUUCUUAUAGAUGGCCUAAGAUUGAUCAUCGAUGA